AUGGCCACUAAAAGCGUGGGAAGUCAGACUGGGUCGGGGCGACACAAAAAGAGAAUCAAAAGAGAUCAUAACAUCAACGACAGUACAACUAUUACUCCUAACCUUAGUGAGGAUGUUGUAGAGAAAAUUCUCUCUUUCUUGCCAAUCAAACAUGCCGCGAUGUGUGGAUUACUCUCCACGAGAUUCAAGAAAUAUUCUUGGCUUCGCAACCCUAACUUCGUCUUCAACCUAGAUUUCGCUGUGGGUAGAAGUAGGGGAAAUUUUGUGAGGGCAGUUAACCGUAUUUUCAACCAACACUCCGGCUCCCAUAUCCAAAGAUUUCAGUUGUAUUUUGAUGCAACCGAUAUCGAGGCUAUAGUGGAGUACUGGGUACAUAUGAUAACUUCCAAAGGGGUUGAGGAGGUAGAUCUAGAUUUUACUCAGGGAGAUGAGCCUUUCAAUCUCCCUUAUCAUCUCUUAGAGUUUGAAUCCAUAAGAAUUCUAAAGCUAAACUUUUGUCGAUUCGAAUUGCCUCCCAAGUUGAAAGGUUUAUGCUUCUUAAAAACUAUUGCUCUUAGGCAGGUUAAUGUUACUUCAGCCCUAAUCGCGACCAUUUUUUCCAACUGCUUAUGUCUUGAGGGUAUCGACGAAGUGCAAUGCUCAGGAAUUUACCAUCUAAACAUUGCUGCUCAAGAGCUGAAAAAGUUUAGGCGUUUCGUGGUAGGGGAUUGCAAGGAUAUGUGUCUUAUUGAUAUCGACGCUCCUACUCUUUCAACGUUCUUUUACCGUGGGGAAUCCCCUGCCAUCAACUUCAUGACCCAGAUGCGACAUUUGAAGGACGUGAUACUUAAUUUCACGCUUGUCAGAUGUUUUCCUCAUCUUUAUUCAAUGAGCAAUCUCAUGCUCAGACUAUCUGUCUCGAACAUUGAAGUGCUCAGAAUUAGCACUACAUUUCUCGAGAGGCUCUCUUCGAAGUUCAAGAACGGGACUUACACAAAAAUAAGCUUUUUGCUAUUGAAUUUGAAGGAGUUUCACUUGUUCACGGAUGGAGCAAUUACUGACAUUAAUCCUUAUGACAUUGUUUCUUUCCUCAAGAAUUGCCUGUAUGUAGACAGAGUUUUCCUUGAUCUUGGUGAAUAUUCUUUUGAAUAUGGAUAUUAUUGGAAGAUGCUUGGAAAGCAAAUGUUUGAGAACUGCGAUGCAAAUUUCUUCCAGCUUAAGCGACUUACAGUGAGCGGCUUCAAAUUCGAAAAGCUUGAACUCGAGAUGCUGAAGUUUUUUCUCAACAAGUCCGGAGUCUUGGACAGUGUGGAACUCGUACCGGCCAAGAAUUGGCGGUUAGGAGUAUUUACUCGAGAGGAGCAUGAUAUGUAUAAUCAACUUUUUGAUUCUUGGAAAGUAUCUCCGAAUGCGAAAAUAAGCAUAUUGAAGAGUAUCGAGUUGAUUAAUGUUUGGUCGUUCUAA
Molecule: messenger RNA, 1443 nt
Organism: Rhododendron vialii
Lineage: Eukaryota; Viridiplantae; Streptophyta; Magnoliopsida; Ericales; Ericaceae
Product: putative FBD-associated F-box protein At1g61330
Exons: 3
Coding region: 1-1443 (480 amino acids)
Molecular function (GO): protein binding
Source: RefSeq, a predicted model, not a curated record